Messenger RNA from Fusarium venenatum, 1566 nucleotides. The record is from RefSeq and is a predicted model, not a curated record. Lineage: Eukaryota; Fungi; Ascomycota; Sordariomycetes; Hypocreales; Nectriaceae.
AUGCGUCUGGAAACCUUUUUGCUCCAUAUCUGGUUGCUUCCGCGAGAAGUAUGGGUCGCAGCCGAAGUCGACUCGACUACGGCUGCGACUUUGUCAACGAUGCCGCUACCUCCGCUGGCAACUCUGCCACCAGUCACGCUGGACGGGAAUACAUCCUGUGCUUUCGAUAGCCUACCCGAGCUUGUUAAGCUCGUCGUGGAAGAUUGGGCCGGUUACAAUAUCUCGCUGCUGGUGGACAAAUGCCCAGGGGUGUGUGACCUGAUCUACGGCUCCGGGAACCCCGAUAUAUCCGGCAUAGGUGCCAUGUCCUCGUAUGCUAUUCAGGGCAUUAGCUCCCUCCUAUUUGGACCAAUUCUCGGCAUUCUGGCGCUGUACGCCAGCUCGGAUCCCGAUUCGGAUUCGUUUUUCGCGCUCCCGUCCAGGCUGUGGUGGGUGUCCGAGGCUUUCGCGCCCGUCGCCAGAAGCAUACAAGAGACAAACAUAAUUGUCGCCUUCUCCGUGCUCCUCGCGACGCUUAUACGGGUCCGCCAGGUCUGCCCCGUGGCGGAGCGUGACUUUCUCCAGCAUCUAGUUGGCUACGAGGUCCUAGUAUCCGUUAUUUGCACCUUGUCCUACCUACCAAUGCAUGAGUCGUCGAAGCUGAGAAAGACGGUCCUGUGUUUCUACGUGCUUGGCACCAUUAUCAUGGUCUUCAUCGCCCGCGAUUGGACGAGUCUCAGCGCCGAGCCGUACGCCUCAGCAUAUGAGGCCAUGACCAAGUAUUGUGUUCAGCAGUACGACUGGCCGGUCCCAGAGAUUAGCUUCAUUCCUCCUCCUACGAGCUCCGAGCUGGCCAUACCUGAGGAGAAGCUAGUGGGGCUCAGAACGAUGGAUGUUCUGUUGAUACUGACGCCAAUGUUUCUUCCAAUCUUAUUGCAAAUCUUAUUGCUAAUCUUAUUGCCAAUCUUAUUGCCAAUCAUUUGUGUAGUCUUUAUCUUCGCUGCCGCCGCUGCCGUCGUACCAGUCUUUAUUAUUUGCUGCGCUAUUCAUGUUGGUAUAUGGGUGAUUAGGCGUCUGUUUACUUGUCUGUACGAGGCAGCAUGCCGCGCACUACAUGUCGGUCCUAGAAGACUCGGCGGAGUUCUCAUAGUCGCAGGAGUCACUGCCCUGGGCGCCGCACUGGUCAGGAGCAUCUUUGGGGCAAUGCUGGUCCAGCGUCAGGAACUGCGUGCAGCAAGCGGCAACGCCUAUCAGGACAAUGAGUGGGGUUUUGGGCAGGUUUCUGCUAUCCUCGCGUGGAUCCCCGCGGCUCAAGAAACGCUUCUCGCCGUCUUCGGUACGCUUCCAAAUUUGCCACCUACCUUGACAGAACUAAUCGAGAAUCCCAAGAGGCCAUUCGUAUUUGCCACUACGCACCGCGACUCAGCUAGCAACGAUAAGGGCUCAAUGACUGAACCUUUGAAAGCCCAGAUGUAUCAUUCCCCUGAUAGUGUACCCUUUGGAACAAACUACGGUCGAGAAUUGGGCUGCUGGCAACCGGCUAUUACAUACCAGUCGUUGCAUAAUUUACGGUCUGAAUACGAUUAA